Molecule: messenger RNA, 840 nt
Organism: Eruca vesicaria subsp. sativa (arugula)
Lineage: Eukaryota; Viridiplantae; Streptophyta; Magnoliopsida; Brassicales; Brassicaceae
Source: the annotation of a GenBank genome assembly
AUGAAAGUCCCAUCAACCCUAGUCAAAGCAGAUUCAAAUUCUGCUAACAUUGCACCAACUGCAAGUCCUGCUAGACCAAGUUUGUCAAAGAUUAACUUGGCACCAACCCCAGUCAAGGCUGUGUCAACUACAACUAGUGUACCUUCAAUGCCGGUUAAAAUUGACUUGGCACCUGCUAUUGUUGCUUCAACCCCACCUGACUUUGCUUCAACUCCUGUCCGGCUGUUCAGUGCAUCACUCGCUGCAGCUCGUCUGCAGAAAAGAAGUAGCAAGGAUACAAGUCAAGAUGAUGUUAAUACUGACCGACCAUUUAAGCUCGCGAGGCGUUCUACAUUAAGCUUAUUAAGGUCGCUGAACUUUGAUUCUUAUACAGAGGAUGAGAAAGCUAUGGAUGUGACUGAUGAUGAUGAAGACAUUGAUCAAGUACCGGUGGAAGAUGCAUCGACAGGGUCAGAGACUGAAUGCUCUAGCAGUCCCGGAAAAUUCACCGGCGGACCAAGUAUCAAACAGCACCAUGGAAUGUCGAGUUCUCAGUCAAACCAUGUCAGAAACACUCUUGUUCUUAAUAUUCAUGUGUCUUCUCUGCGUGGUGGUCCCAAAUCAGUUGAAAGCAAAGAAGAGCAUAUUGAAGAACAAGAGAGGAAAGCUAUAGAAUCAAAUCCAGCAAUCUCAGAGGCAAAGAGAAGGAGAAAGAUGAUGGCUUGUCUACAUAAACUUUUCAACGUCAUCCAUUACUUGAUCCAAUCAAUAAGGCAUUGGGUUAUCACAAAAGAAGAGCUUGUGUGCACAAGAUUAUCGCUGGCCAUUCUGAUAUUGCCGACAGAGGCAAGCCUCCUCUAA